Ilex paraguariensis (yerba mate) is the source of this 2262-nucleotide messenger RNA. Lineage: Eukaryota; Viridiplantae; Streptophyta; Magnoliopsida; Aquifoliales; Aquifoliaceae. The record is from the annotation of a GenBank genome assembly.
AUGACAACGCCGAGCCGAGCAAUGUCUGGAAUAGUUCCUGAAGAACUGUCAGAAGAAAAUUAUGAGUUCUGGAAAGGAUGCUUGAAAAGCUAUCUGGUUGGCCAUGGCCUUUGGGGUGUUGUUUCAAGAAGAGAGCCAAAACCCGAAAAAAAUUCCCCGUUGCAUGACGAAUGGAAGAGGAAGAAUGCACUGGCUUUGCAUGCCAUUCAACUAUCAUGCGGUUCAGGCAUAUAUUCUAAGUUUAAGGAAGCUCAUGUUUCUGCAGACUAUGCUUGGCACCACUUGGCCGAAAAGCGUCGCCGGCCACCGGUGGCAAUGGUGCUGACUGAUCAUGAAGAAGAAGGCCAUUCGGAACACAAUGGGACGGAACAUCAUCAAUAUGCGGAACUGUACAAGGCAGUGGAAAAAGGCGACUGGAAGGAGACGCACCACAUCCUUCAGCGUGAACCAAAUGCGGUUAGGGCAAUAAUUUCAUCGCACAAAGAUACAGCUCUUCACGUUGCAAUUCUAUGUGGACACACAAAGAUAGCAGAGGAGUUGGUGAGGUUGAUGAAACCAGAAGACUUAGAAUUGACAAACGAAUUCAGGGCCACUGCUCUCUCUCUUGCUGCCAUCAGUGGAGAAACAAAGCUGGCCAAGGCAAUGGUGAGGAAGAAUGACAAGUUGGUUAGAGUUGCACAUGAUCAUGAUGAUGGAAAUCUCCCUGUUAUUGUGGCUGCUUUGUAUGGCCGGAGGCGAAUGGUCCGGUAUCUCUAUUCCAAGACACCCAAGGAUGAGCUAAGUCCCGAAAGAGGCGAACAUGGUGCCACACUGCUCAAUUGUCUCAUCACUGCUGAUAUCUAUGAUGUUGCUUCAAUGCUGCUGAAACGGUAUCCACAUCUGGGCGUGGUCCGAGAUCAUUAUGGGAACUACACACUCAGAAUGUUGGCUCACAAGCCUUCUGCUUUCCCAAGUGGAAGGGUAACCGUGCAUUCACCAUGGGAUGGUCAAAGGUGGCACCACCAUGGAUCGGUUGAUGUAGAGAGCAAUAAAAUUCAAGGACUGAGCAGUGAUGAAAGGAGCAUCGAAAUUCACGAUUCUAGUGAUGAAGAGCUCGACGGAAUGCCGCACAAAAGUCCCACUGUCGGAGGAACUAUAGUCAACGAAGGCAAUACUGUGGCUAUUGCAUGGUUUGGGUUGGAGAAUUUUAAGAUGCUCCCAGACAUCAAGCAUAUACAUGACAGAAAACUGGUACAUGUUGAAGCUGUUAAACUCCUGAGUGUCAUUUUUAAGGAGUUACCAAAACUAAAAAAGUCACAACUUGAAAGCAUGGAAAUAGAUAAAGCAAUAUAUGAUGCCAUCAAGCAUGGGAUCAUUGAAUUUGUUGAUGAAAUACUCAAGUACAAUCCCGAAAUCAUAUGGCGAAAAGAUAAUAAAGGAAGAACAAUUUUUUCCAAUGCUAUUGUUCUUCGCCAAGAGAAGAUUUUCAGCCUGAUUUACAGACUGGGAACAAAGAAGAGUAUAAUGGCCCGUCGGCAUGAUGUGUUUGGUAACAACUUCUUGCAUCUGGCUGCAAAAUUAUCUCCUCCUACUCAACUCGAGCGCGUUUCUGGGGCAGCUAUGCAGAUGCAAAGAGAACUACAAUGGUUUAAGGAGGUGGAAAGCAUGGUACAACCCAAAUUGAAAGAGGAAGUGAAUGAAAAUAACAAAACACCGGGCACUUUGUUCACUGAUGAACACCAGGAGUUGGCAAAAGAAGGGGAAAGAUGGAUGAAGAACACUGCAGGAUCAAGCAUGAUUGUAGGCACUCUCAUUGCCGCGGUGAUGUUCACAACAGCCUUUACAGUUCCGGGUGGUAACAACAACAAAAAUGGCCUGCCUAUCAUGGCGGAAACCCAGCCUCGGGCAUUCUUGGUUUUCAUGGUUUCAAAUGCCUUAUCAAUGUUCACUUCUUCAACCUCAGUGCUUAUGUUUUUAGGAAUUCUCACAGCGCGUUAUGCAGAAGAAGAUUUCCUCAAGUCCUUGCCCACAAAACUUAUCUUUGGCCUUUCAUGCCUCUUCUUCUCCAUUGUGACCAUGAUGGUAUCCUUCGGGGCGUCUCUGUAUUUGAUACUCCAUCAACAGUUGAGUUGGGUUUCCAUUCCGAUUAUAGUUUUUUCCAUUAUUCCGAUAGCUCUUUUUACAAUGCUGCAAUUUCCACUCCUCCUUGAGAUGAUCUACCGUACCUAUGUAACUGGCAUCUUUGACAAGCCAAAGAAACACCAUCUCCACCUUCUUCAUUAG